Aspergillus ibericus CBS 121593 is the source of this 1074-nucleotide messenger RNA. RefSeq names its product O-sialoglycoprotein endopeptidase (gene kae1). The coding region runs from base 1 to 1074 and encodes 357 amino acids. The record is from RefSeq and is a predicted model, not a curated record. The transcript has 2 exons. Lineage: Eukaryota; Fungi; Ascomycota; Eurotiomycetes; Eurotiales; Aspergillaceae. Gene Ontology annotation, cellular component: cytoplasm; EKC/KEOPS complex. Gene Ontology annotation, biological process: tRNA threonylcarbamoyladenosine modification.
AUGAUCGCCAUCGGUCUCGAGAGCUCCGCCAACAAGAUUGGCGUGGGCAUCAUCCUGCAUCCCGACGAUGGCAGCACCCCGCAGGUCCUGGCCAAUGUUCGGCACACGUAUGUCACCCCUCCGGGUGAGGGAUUCCUCCCCAAGGAUACCGCCCGACACCACCGCGCCUGGGUGGUGAAGCUGGUCAAGAAGGCCCUCCGCGAAGCUCGCAUUACCCCCAAGGAUGUGGAUUGCAUCAGCUUUACCAAGGGCCCCGGCAUGGGCGCCCCUCUUCAGAGCGCCGCCAUUGCGGCCCGCAUGUUGAGUCUGCUCUGGGGCAAGGAUUUGGUGGGCGUGAACCACUGCGUUGGACAUAUCGAGAUGGGUCGGUUGAUCACUGGCGCUACUAACCCGGUCGUCCUCUACGUCUCCGGAGGAAACACCCAAGUCAUCGCCUACAGCUCCCAACGGUACCGCAUCUUCGGCGAGACCCUGGAUAUCGCCGUGGGCAACUGCCUGGAUCGUUUUGCGCGCACCCUGUGCAUCUCCAAUGAUCCUGCCCCCGGAUAUAAUAUUGAACAACUAGCCAAGAAGGGCAAGAAACUGGUUGAUCUACCGUACACAGUCAAGGGAAUGGACAUUUCCAUGUCCGGCAUACUAGCGGCUAUUGAUGGGCUGGCCGUGCAGUACGGCUUGGAUGGAGAAUGGAACGAUGCUGAAGAAGAGGCGGCAUCGAACGACCCGGACAACGCCAAACCGACGCGCGCGGAUCUAUGCUUCUCGCUCCAGGAAACGGUUUACUCCAUGCUGGUCGAGAUCACGGAGCGUGCCAUGGCCCAUGUCGGCUCCAAAGAGGUCCUGAUCGUCGGGGGCGUGGGUUGUAAUGAGCGCCUGCAGGAAAUGAUGGGCAUCAUGGCUCGUGACCGCGGGGGUACCAUCCAUGCGACCGACGAGAGGUACUGUAUUGACAACGGCAUCAUGAUCGCGCAGGCCGGUCUACUGGCAUAUAAGUCCGGCAGCACAACGCCAUUGAAGGAUUCCACUUGCACGCAGCGCUUCCGGACGGACGAAGUGUAUGUCAAAUGGAGGGAUUGA